AUGCAUCUCAGUUUCAUCCUCAUCACACUGACAUACUACGUGUCUGGCUCAUACGCCCUCUGCUACACAUCCGGAAGGCUGGGCGACUACGGAAAAUGGUUGAAGGAAAAAGAGCCCACCAUCGACAAAGAACGCCUCAGCAUUGCAUGUUCGACUCUGGUCGGCCGCGGGGAUGUUUCGUUCGCCAAACAUGAGUCGAGAAGCACAUGUAUGCAAGAGGAUUUGCGGACCAAGUGGGAUUUCAAAAUCGAGGUAUACUACAACAAGUCCAGACCUAGUUCUCUACGAACCUUUCUCUUUGGUCAUAUAAAUGUCUUCGCUGUUGUUGGAAUUGACAAGAUUGGCAGAGGCUGA
Colletotrichum higginsianum IMI 349063 is the source of this 354-nucleotide messenger RNA. RefSeq lists its product as uncharacterized. The record is from RefSeq and is a predicted model, not a curated record. The transcript has a single exon. Bases 1 to 354 code for a protein of 117 amino acids. Lineage: Eukaryota; Fungi; Ascomycota; Sordariomycetes; Glomerellales; Glomerellaceae.